AUGUCCACAUUAAAAUGUAAACAAUUUUGUAGGAAAAUAUUUUUAAAUCCGAUAACACACGAUUAUAUGUACUUUUAUUCUCAGUAUCCUUCAGAAUACGUAAAUCCAAUUUUUACUAAACCGGAAAUGGAUAAAAAAUUAGAUGAAAUAUCAUUUGAUGAAGUUAAAUAUUUUAAAAUAAGAGCAUCAUUAAGCGAUCAAACCUGUUCAGUUUUUUACGAUGAUGAUAAAAGGAAAUUGAUAAAUCGAGUUAUGAAAAAAGGUGAUAAAAUAUUAGCAAGAACACUUGUCAAUAAUGCUUUCACUAAAAUAAAACAUGUACAGUUGAGAAAAUACAAUAAGGAAAAGGAUGAAAGCGAAAGGGAAAAAAUCCCAUUGAAUCCUCUCGUCAUUUAUCACUCAGCCAUAAAAAAUUUAACUCCUAGUUUAUAUUUGACAAAAAUUAAAAAAAGUGGUACAUGGUAUCAAAUCCCUGUGGGUAUAAAACCAAAUGAAGCUAAAUUUAGAGCAAUACAAUGGCUUUUACAAGCUACAAUGGAAAAAUCACCUGUCAUAAGUUUUGAAAAAGCAUUAGCAGACGAAAUACUUGCAGCUCAUGAAAAAAGGGGUAAAGCAUUUAAUAAAAAAUUAGAAUUGCUUAAAAUGUGCGAAGCUAAUCGAAGUAUCGCUCAUUAUAAAUGGACAUAA
Messenger RNA from Pediculus humanus corporis (human body louse), 687 nucleotides. Its product is annotated as ribosomal protein S7, putative. Gene Ontology annotation, cellular component: ribosome. Gene Ontology annotation, biological process: ribosomal small subunit assembly; translation. NCBI's taxonomy places the organism in Eukaryota, Metazoa, Arthropoda, Insecta, Psocodea, Pediculidae. The transcript has 2 exons. The record is from RefSeq and is a predicted model, not a curated record. The coding region runs from base 1 to 687 and encodes 228 amino acids. Gene Ontology annotation, molecular function: rRNA binding; mRNA binding; structural constituent of ribosome.